Molecule: messenger RNA, 2143 nt
Organism: Suillus paluster
Lineage: Eukaryota; Fungi; Basidiomycota; Agaricomycetes; Boletales; Suillaceae
Exons: 11
Coding region: 146-2011 (621 amino acids)
Source: RefSeq, a predicted model, not a curated record
GUAACGUUCGAUUGAGUGAUAUCAGGGCAAGUAAAACUUUGUUGCUGAUAAGUACGUUUCUUCUCAGAUUUGGGAACGAUAUGUAACAGGUCGCUCUGAAUUGUCGCUCCUGCGUUCUACCUGGCACACCUCGUCGCUGAUACCAAUGUUACCAGAUCUCUUCGAAAGGGGGUUCAUCUCAGCCACAAAUGGCAAGGAUCCUCCUGUUCAGCGGCCAAGGACUUGGCUCGUGUCCUGGAAGCCUCGCCCGAACGAUCCCUCAGAAAAUACAAGUGAUGGAUCAUUCUCUGCGCGCUCAUGCUACAUGCUACAUUGCAUGUUGGUCAUGAUACACAUUGUCCUUCUUAUCUUGUAUAUCCGUCACUGGGAACACCGUAUAACUCUCUCAUUCACACCAACGAACAACAAUGUUUUGCCUGUGAUACUGAGUGCUUCACUACAAGCAUUUUACACCAUCUACACGGUUGUUCUACUCUUCCUUACUCAACGACUUGCAAUUUCAAGAACACUCGUACGGCGUCUGAAAUUGACUGCCAUUCACGACAUCUCCGGCGCGUGGGCGGGCCUCGGCUCUGCACUCAGUAGUGUCUGGCGACAAACUGACAUCCCUGCCUCGUGGUGGAUGACUUCUGCUGUGACAGCCUACCUUACUAGCAUAUCCGUGUUGCAUAUCACGUCUUCCACCAUCCUACAAUUUCAAACAUUCAAUGUUUCUAUGUCGACUUCCGUGCCAACAACACUAGGAUGGCUAGAUGACCUAUCAUAUGGAUCUAGCGUGAACUGGGAAUCCGUUACCGCAUCAUUACCAGUUGUCAAUCAACUGUCUGGACUGGUGACUGUAGGGCUAUCCAACACCACAAUCUACGACACCGCCCAAAAAAGCUCGGUAGUAGGGAAUGUAACUGUGAAUGCAACGACCGUAACCUCACGUUGCGGAUUGCUUCCCAAUGUUACAUAUUCCGUAAAUACAAGCACAGCAACUGUCCAGUUGAUUCCUGGUGAUAAAAAUUCUCAGAUCCCGAUGAGUGUAAGCCCCCCCUGGUCAGAUAUGAUACAAAUCCUUCAAGAGUAUGCAGAUCCGGUCUCCGGUGUCUUACUUAUGGUCUCUACACUAUUAGAGAUCGAGCCUUCAGUACAAGAGGAGGUCGCUGUAAACAUGACUUGGGAAUCUUGGUUUAACAAUAUGUCUUACGUUGUUCCGGUGUAUUUUGUGCUGUGCUCGCUAUCAGCCAAUCCUACAGACGGUGUUGUUGACAUACAAAGUAACAGUCUACUUAGUCCCAUGCCCAUCUGGCAGCCAUCCGCGCAGUGGGAAAUGCAUCAAUGGACAGAUCAGGAUUAUGGUCCUUGGCAAGCAGAAAUCGGCAGAGCUCUUUCUAUCCCGGUCGGUAGCGGGAAUAUAUUUACAGAUGCAACUGGACGUCAUCUCGAACCCUCUAUCGCGGAUGAGUAUAUUAUGUCGUUGGUAGGCUUAAAUCUCACUGCUGAAGCAUUACAAUGUGGUGGUGGUGCUCCUCCCCUCCCUAAUUCCGUUAUGAGACCGGAUAAACUGGAGCUAGCUGUUGCGAAAGCAGCUUCACAGCUCAUUUGGAUAGCGGGACGAAUUGACACAUCCAAUGGACUUCAACCUGGCAAUGGGACGGCCAAUGUCAAUGAGGAGUUAAUUGCCCUUCGCCUCAAUAUUAACCUUCUCCCUUUAUCAUUUGCGGCGUCUGCCUCGGUGAUCAUGUUGGUAUUGGCACUACGAAUGACAAGAGCAUUCUGUGCAUCGCGCAAUAGUCAGGCUGCCAUCCCAAACAUAGGCGCACUGCAACUCUUGUGGUUGGGUCAUCAUUCAGCCUCUGUCAGUGAGAUCCUGGAAGAUGUAGAGCAUCCGACGGAGGCCAAUCUGCGCCGAGCAGGCAUGAUAGAAGUUUGUCUUGCGAAGACGAUAUCCGACGAAGAAGAGUCGGGGAGUUCAACUGAAAGUCUCUCUGGCGAAGUUGACCACAGUCCUGACGAUGAGAUGUGAUGUGGGUUUCAGAAUAUCAAUGUUGGUCACGGUAACCUCUUGACGGUUUGAUGUUACAAGGCUAUCAUAGGCUGUCUUUAUAUCUUGAGCGAGACGGAGAUAUAUAUACUUGUUGGUACGACCGUCGACUUC